Molecule: messenger RNA, 976 nt
Organism: Lethenteron reissneri (Far Eastern brook lamprey)
Lineage: Eukaryota; Metazoa; Chordata; Hyperoartia; Petromyzontiformes; Petromyzontidae
Product: methylglutaconyl-CoA hydratase, mitochondrial-like
Biological process (GO): fatty acid beta-oxidation
Cellular component (GO): mitochondrion
Molecular function (GO): catalytic activity
Source: RefSeq, a predicted model, not a curated record
CAGCAGCAGCCGGCGUAGCCUCCCUCUCUCUGCCACCCCCACUUGCUUUAAAGUGCACGGGGGGUGCAGGAGGGGGGACGAUAUCACCAUCAAGCUCAACGUUAAAACGCCGUGGCACGGCGGCUGCGCGAGGCGCAAACUCACACCGACCGACGUCUCUUUAUCACAUUUCUUUCUGUUCCCUUCGAUGUUUUCUCGAGUCGCUUUGCUCGCCCGGGCGCGUCGCGUCGCGCGCCUGGCGGCCGACGCGCGCCCCAAACCGGCUCCGUGCGCGACUCCGUGGAGGCCUAGCAGACGCCCGUCCUCGGCUGGAUUCUCUACCGGCUUGCCUCGAUCCGGGGCCGGCGGAGCCGCGAGCCUAGGAGGCCCCUCCCCGGGCCCGCGCGAGGAGGUGACCGUGCGGUAUCUGGAGGGCGACGACGAGGGAAUCGUCGUCGUGGGUUUAAAUCGUCCAGAAGCAAGAAAUGCGCUCGGCAAAAUCCUGGUGAAGGCCUUUAAGGAGGUGAUGGUGGCUGUGAGAUGGAACCGCACUGUGAGAGUUGUCAUUUUGAGGAGCGAGGUGCCGGGAAUUUUCUGUGCAGGGGCCGAUCUCAAGGAAAGAGCACGGAUGCCCGAGCACGAAGUUGGUCCUUUUGUGGCAGACCUUCGACAGUUGUCGGUGGACCUCGGAAACCUGCCGGUCCCCACCAUUGCUGCCUUGGACGGGGCAGCUCUGGGCGGCGGCCUUGAGAUGGCCCUCGCCUGUGACAUCCGUGUAGCAGCCUCUACAGCAAAGAUGGGCCUUGUUGAAACCAAGCUGGGCAUCAUUCCCGGAGCUGGUGAGCCCAGAGCCCGGCACAGCAGCACCCCACUCCCUUCACACGCGUCCUCCCCUCUCAGUUGGCCUCCAACUUCUGGUGCCCUUCAAGCACAGGGUCACACAAUAGGUGUUACCCACAGAGUUACUAAAAUAUGCUUCUAAAGAUUCACAAUCUUU